GCCAAACAGUCCUAAAUUUUCUCUUCAAGAAUUACCUAUGAUUUUCAUCAUUAAUAUUUGACACCUCCGGUUUUUUGCAAUAAAAGAUUUUUUCCAAAUCAACUUUUAAAAUAAAAAAUAAAGGCAAAAGCCGUGUGUGGCCAUAGGGAAUUCAGGCGAGAGCUCGAAACAGCGCGAAUCUCGAGGAUACGAGAUCUAUCGAUUGAUCAUGAAUUUAGGGCUUCCUCCUCAAAUUUGAUCUGUUUUCUGAGACUUUCUUGUAACCAUGUCAAGACCAAUGUUGCUUGUUUUUCUGUUGCUGAUACUCAUCAUCACGUCUCAAUUUGAGUGGAAACAACAACUGGUGAUUGACCUAGACCCGAGUUCAAGUAUUUCCCAGAAGCAACAACAGAUUUCACAGAGAGAAGAAGCUGUAAAAGAGAAAAUUAUCUUAUCACAAGAGAAGAAUAUUCAGGGACUGAAUGAGGUCAUUCGGAGUCUCCAGGAACAAUUGAAACAAUGCAGGAACAGUAAAGGGACAAGAAAUAGCAGUGUUAGCCCUUUGAAUGACAAUGUUAUUGAGCUUGAGAGGCAGAAGAUCCUGGAGGAUUAGACACAGACCUUGCAAGUCUAGUCACUGUUCUUGGUAUGCGUAAGUAUGAAAAUGUGUAUGUUUUUUCUUUCCUUGUACCACUUUCAAGUUCCUUUGCUUGUCAGUUACAAAUCAUUAUUGGUUAACUGAAACUACUUAUACUAAACCCCCCAUUCCCUGUCAA
Molecule: messenger RNA, 755 nt
Organism: Vitis vinifera (wine grape)
Lineage: Eukaryota; Viridiplantae; Streptophyta; Magnoliopsida; Vitales; Vitaceae
Exons: 3
Coding region: 266-592 (108 amino acids)
Source: RefSeq, a predicted model, not a curated record